Messenger RNA from Hippoglossus stenolepis (Pacific halibut), 5634 nucleotides. RefSeq names its product neural cell adhesion molecule 2. The transcript has 18 exons. Gene Ontology annotation, biological process: cell adhesion. The record is from RefSeq and is a predicted model, not a curated record. Gene Ontology annotation, cellular component: membrane. Gene Ontology annotation, molecular function: protein binding. Bases 356 to 2737 code for a protein of 793 amino acids. NCBI's taxonomy places the organism in Eukaryota, Metazoa, Chordata, Actinopteri, Pleuronectiformes, Pleuronectidae.
UUUUUUUUUAAAUACAACUGCAAACAAAUCCGAACAUGUCCUCAUAGAUCUCCUUGUUUGUCUUCCAACCAACAGCUUCUAACGGCGAGGCUUUGGAGAGAGGAGAGAAGUGAGAAGGAAGGAGGGGGGGGGGGGGAGUGUUCGCUCCUCGGCGCAGAGCGAGGCGCGGUGGACGAGCGGGGAGCCGGGAGCGCGCGUAAAGGAAGGAAGGGAAAGGAAGGAGACCGAGGCUCAUCAGUCGCCAGCGGAGCCCCAGACGGCGGAUGAGCGGAGCCGAGUACGUGUGCGUCGUCGCCCUUGUCGUUUCCCACAGCAGCCGAAAGCAGCGUCCGGCCGCCCGGAGCCUGCCCGCAACAUGAUGCUCCAACUCCUCCACCUCCUCGGGAUGCUCGUCUGCAGCGGCCAAGCCGCCCUGCAGGUGUCCAUAUCCUUGAACAAAGUGGAGUUAAGCGUCGGAGAGUCCAAAUUCUUCAUCUGCACAGCUAUCGGCGAGCCGGUGAGGCUGGAGUGGUACAACCCCCAGGGCGAGCGCAUCGUCCAAUCCAAGCGGAUGGCGCUGCACACGGAGACGUCGCGGUCCAGGCUCAUCAUUUACAACGCCAUCAUCGAGGACGCGGGUAUCUACCGCUGCCAGGCCACAGACGCCAGCGGUCAUACCGAGGAGGCCUCGGUCGUGCUGGAGAUCUACCAGAGGCUGACGUUUCAGGAUAUUCAGUCACCGCAGGAGUUCCGCCACGGCGAGACGGCGGAGGUGGUGUGUGAUGUCAUCAGCUCACCGGUGCCCGUGGUGGUGUGGUACUACCAGGAUAAGGAAAUCACAGAGGAGCACCGCAGCAAGUUCCAGGUGCUGACGAACAACAACCUGCAGAUCCAUCAGGUGAACAAGGCCGACGAGGGCGUGUACCGCUGCGAGGCGAGCGUGGAGGCCCGAGGCGAGAUCGAUUUUGUGGACAUCGCUGUCGUGGUCAACGUCCCUCCGGUGCUGUCCGUGUUCCAGCAGACCUUCAACGCCACGGCGGACUACCAAGAAUCCGUCACCUUUACUUGCAUCACCUCUGGAUCUCCGGACCCCGUGUUCACGUGGCACAGGAAAGGGCAGCAGCUGGAGCCGUCGGAGCAGCACGUCUUCAACCGGCUGGAAGGCGGCCGCGGCAUGUUAACCAUCCACAACAUCCGGCAAGGUGACGGGGGCGCCUACACCUGCAAGGCCACCAACAAGGCAGGGUCCCAGGACAGGGAGCUGUUCCUCAAAGUGUUCGUCCAGCCUCACAUCACCCAGCUGCAAAACGUGACAGCCGUGGAGGGCAGCGCCGCCAUGAUCUCCUGCGUGGCCGAGGGCGAGCCUCUGCCCGACAUUUCCUGGAGGAGGGCCAGCGACGGCCAUACCUUCGUGGAAGGGGACAAGAGGCAGGACGGGCGCUUUGAGGUCCGCGGGCGCCACGGCAAGUCUGUGCUGACGAUCAGCGGCGUGAGGCUCGCCGACUUGGGCCGCUUCGACUGCGAGGCGCUCAGCCGGAUCGGGGGUCAUCAGAAGAGCAUGUUUCUGGACAUCGAAUAUAUACCAAAGUUCCUGACCAAUCACACCAUCUUCUACUCGUGGGAGGGGAACCCGGUGAACAUCAGCUGUGACGUGAUGUCCAACCCUCCCGCCACCAUGCUGUGGAGGCGAGAACGCCUCACCAUCUCCGCAGAGGCAACCACCAACACGCGGGUGCACAGCACGGAGGGCAAGUCUGUGCUGGAGGUGACUCCGAUGUCCGACAGGGACUUUGGCCGCUACAACUGCACGGCCAGGAACAACAUCGGAGUUCGAUACCAGGAGUUCAUCCUGGCGCAGGCAGACGUGCCAUCGAAUCCGUACUCCGUGCGCCUCUCGGCCGUCUCCCAGCGGCUGGCGACCGUCACCUUCAUGAAGCCCGACUCGCACGGCGGCGUGCCCAUCAGCUACUACCUGGUGCAGUACAAGGAGACGGGCUCGCAGGAAUGGAGGGACAUAAAGUCGCACAGUGUUCAGACGACAGUGGUGCUGACGGUGCUGGAGCCCAACACGACGUACGAGGUCCGAGUGGCGGCCGUCAACGGCAAAGGUCAGGGGGAGUUCAGCCACACGGAGACCUUCCAGACUCUGCCCAUCCGGGAGCCGAGUCCGCCGGCGGUCCACGGGCAGAGGGGAAUGGGCAAGGCCUACAGGCUGGGGCUGGUCAAGCAGGACGACGGAGGGAUGCCCAUCGUGGAGUAUAUCGUCAAGUACAAGACGGAUAAAGAGGAGCAGUGGAUGACCAAGCUCGUUCCCGGAGCGAACGAUUUCGCGAUGCUUCAGCCGCUGCAGUGGAACACGAGAUAUGAAGUGGAAAUCACGGCGCGCAAUGUCAAGGGCCUGUCGGAGCCGACCUUCUAUCAGUUCUUCAUGCCACAGAAGCCUGAUAUUACAGCAGAAUCCCUGUUCAGCGGCCUGGGCCUGGGGGCGGUGGUGGGCCUUGGCUUCGGCGCGCUCCUGCUGCUGCUCGUGCUGGUGGACGUCAGCUGCUUCUUCCUGCGUCACUGCGGCCUGCUGAUGUGCAUCACGCGCACGCUGUGCAGCAAGAAAACAGCCACCAGCGGCAAGGGCAAAGACAUGGAGGAGGGCAAGGCUGCCUACCUGUACAGCUACAACAGCCGCCCAACCACCUUUUCAACCACAGAAGCUACCGUUGAAGGAAGAAAAUGGAAAAGAGUCUCUCAAGCCGGAUACGAUUGAAAUCAAAGUGCACAGUGACAACAGCCUCCACACAAAGCCUGACGACAGCAGGGCGUAAAGGACGCAAGGAAAGAGAGGAGGAGACGGGUCGAGUCCCCUCGCCACCAAAAGAACAUUCGGAUCACAAGACCAAAACCCAGAGAAACUACAACACUGGAAAAUAGUGGAGUAAAAUACCAUAUCUGUUUAUAACGAUGCCCUGAAUGAAAGGCAUGUGUAAAUACAAAUAAUAGAGAGAAAAUAGAAAGGAGGAAAGGGUCAACCUUUUAGACCCCCUGCGUGAUAAAUGUAUCAUGUUCUUGUAAACAUGGCGUCAAGUGGAAGGCUCUUGUUUAUCAAUGAUUGUAGAUUGUUUUUUUUUGCUCGUCUCACUUUUUGCCGUGUGUUUCAAUGUUUUUUUUAAAUUCCGAUUCUGCUUUUCGUUUCUCUAUAAUUUCUUUUUUUUAGAACGGUCAUGUCGUUAAAUGACGAUGCGCCCCCCCACCCCACCGCAACUUCUCAGACUCCUCACGCAAUCCCCAAUGCGGUCGUAUGCUAGUGUGCCCCCUUUUUGUCUGUUGGAGCAAAACGCUGCGUGAUAUUCCGAUGAUUUAAACCCAGUGUCCUUAGCGCCACACUACAGCAUCCUUUCUUCUUUUUCAUGCUUCUAAUAGCCGGGCAAAGUGUCUGGCUAACGAGAGGCACAUACAAGCGGUAGCGUUGUGUUUCAGGCGAGCCGGCUUCAAAAACAACAGGCGAAACGCCACUAACGAGAUUCGAGACUUUACUUCUCGCAGGGGGGCCAUUUGUAACAUUUAAAGCGUGUCCUCGUCGUGAAUUAUUAAGAAGAAUCUAGGCUUUAUCUGAUGGUUAAUGUCGUCUGAAAAAAGGGCUGUUGUGGGUUGUGUUGCAGGGGAAUAUCAAAGAAAACACCACAAAAAUCGAGACAAAUAGAAAGAGCGUGUUGUGUUGCGGCCUGUGACACAACACGCGUGCACUGAUGUCAGCCUUUUGUAUUGACAUGAAACAUCCUCCUACAACGUGGGUUUUUUUCUCGUGUGUGUUCAAUCUGCUUACUGAGGGUUUAACUGAACUGCCAGCCAACGUGCACUUUGGUACACGACUUGAAAAAAAAAAAGAAACAGACGUCCCCGCAAUUACUCUGAAUGAUGUCGCGUAAUCGUUUCUAUAUGUAGAGGGCAAAGAAAAGCAGAGUAUCCUCAUGGGAAAUAAACCGACAUGCGUACGUUGAUAUUUAGCUUUUUAUCUCUUUUCUGUCUCACAUUUAUUUUUCUUGGUUUUCCUCAGUCUGAUCGCUGUUCUCUCUGAUGUUGUCACGUGUUGUACAUAGGUGGGAAAAAAAAGAAUAUUUUACAAAGCUUUUAUGUAAAUAUACCCUAAAGGAUGUCUUCUUUCUUUUCUUUUUUUCAAAAUGCAACAGGCUUUUAUUUUAUUUUUUUCAGACGAAGAACUGUAUUUCUUUUAUUUCCUUCUUACGUUGUGUUUUGGUCAGAAGUUCAGUGAUGGUGUAAUAUUUGCUUUUUUAUAUCCAUUUAUUUUCCCUUAAGAAAUCCCCUGCCCUAAGGCUAUUUCACGGCAUUUUAACGGAGGCAGUAAUUAUGGCAUUAGUGUGCCUUCUUUUCUUUUUUUUUGUUCUCCUCCACCCUUGUGGCCCAAUGCCGCGGCAGCACUGUCAACCAUCAAACAAACUUUUGAUUGUCACGUUGCUGCUUCUUCUCUUUCUUUCUUUUUUUUCCGCUGCCACAGAAUGAAUUUUAUUCGUGACGCUGUGAAUUCCUGGAAAUGUAGUUGUAAGACUGUGGGUCGUAGUCGCCAACACUGGACAGAAACAGACGUGUUUAACUACCUAGUGCAACUAGAUGUCAGGUCGACGCCGUGACUUCAAUCUGGCUUUACCGCCGUGUAGCGUGCAUACAUGCGUGAGUGGUUGAAUACACUUGUCUAAAUGAAUCAGGUCGCAUGUAUGUCUGUUGAAUGUAUCUGCACGUACUGUAAGUCAGUCUGUGAGUGUGUGUGUGUGUGUGUGCCCACUUUUCACAAUAAGAGUCUCUCAAUUCCUGAUAACCUAGUCGAAAUCCCAAUAUCUUGCUGUUUUAUUUUGUUCUGAUUCAUCUGUUGAUUUUUGUUCAUUAUUUAUAUUCGACACUUUCCAGCUACCUGAGGCGUUAACGCGGCCCUGCGAGUCAUAUGUGAACAUGCCGAGGUGAGAAUAUCCGUGUGCGAGGGUCUCUCCUCGAGCGUGGCGAGCUCUCACGCGGAGUUUUGGAGUGCACUCCGAUGGCUAAAACCUGAUUAUGUGCUUCUCGACAAUGAUUAAUUCCCCCAGGGUGCAGCACUCUCCGCGCACGCGUCUGCAAGCCCCACUGCCGCCACUGCUCCCUGCCUCUCUUGACUCCAUUGGUUUUUAUCUCGGCCCCUCGUAGCGCUGGCUUUGUUUCCUCACAGUGAGCCCUUGUACCUGCAUAUCUCAAACGGAUGGUCCUGCCAUGGAGUGGUUCCGCUGCCUGUUACGAUGACUGUAAAUAUGGGAGCACAGUGCCUGGAGGCUAUACGAUUUGUACAUGUUCUUUUGUAUUUGAAUAUGAGUCUAACCCCCCCCCCCCCUUUACCCUUCACCCUAACCACCCCUCUCCCCUUGUACCCUCCCUCUCUGUCUCCUCCACCAUGCCUUUUCUCUGUAAAGGGGGUAAUACAGGUGUGUUUGAGCUCAGUGUACAGUAUGUGUCCUCUUUGUCCCCCCCCACCCAUGCUCCCCACGUCCCCUCGGACUGUCCCCGCUGAGUUUGCUUUGUGCAGGAGGUGGGAUCUAUUGAUGUCUCGCUGUACGUACCUGUGGAACACUUGUGACUCCUGUCAUUUGCCGCUGUAAAUAAACAUGUCCUGGUAGAAGAGAGUGA